AUCUUCUGAUCUUCGCUAGAUCGACAGGAGCCCUCCUCAAUUCCCCCUGGGAGCUUCGAGGCGCCGCUUGCAUUCUUAAAAACUGACUGAACUCUGUCGUGCGAAAUGUUCGCGAACUUGUAUCGACUAACAGCUGGCGAUCCGGCGACUCGGUAGGUCGUGUAUGUGUGUUUAUGACUCCCAUGAUUCAUGGCCUUCACAUCGGAAUCAUCGCCCUCCUCAUAUCCUCAUGCCCCUCAGCAGCCUCACUCGACGGUCGCAAAGGGCUUUGCGCCCUGUGCUAUGCACGCACACAUCGAAUCACCGAGUGUGUAGUUUUGGUGCCUCUGCGCCCUCCUCCCCAACUCCCCAACGGUCAAAGGCUUGCCUUUGCGGUGCGAUGCGACGCAAAGCAGCAGAUAUGAACAGCGCAGUAGUAGUUCAGAGUUCUCGGGUUGUGGUCGAGAUCAGCUUGGACGCGUUGAACGAGACGCGACACAGGGGGUUUAAGGGGUUUGGCGUCGUGUCACACCGUGUGUCGGAAUCGCUGGAUCCCGGAGGGAGGUGGGGGCGCCGGGGAACAUGGGAAGUGUGCGGAUCCGGAGGCCGGAGAAUGAGAGCAGCCAUCGCAAGCGAGGUCGCGAGGUCAGAGAUCAGAGAGCAGGAGGUGGAGGGGAGGCGGCAGUUGACGGCAUGACGGGUAGUGUGCACCGGCCGGCAAAGAAGAAAGGUCCAUGUUACGAGAGGACAGUCGACAUCCUGGUGUCAGGUCAUG
Cutaneotrichosporon oleaginosum is the source of this 754-nucleotide messenger RNA. RefSeq lists its product as uncharacterized. The record is from RefSeq and is a predicted model, not a curated record. Lineage: Eukaryota; Fungi; Basidiomycota; Tremellomycetes; Trichosporonales; Trichosporonaceae.